CAAAGACCAAAUGGACAAUCCCAAGAUUCUCUUCGUCUCGCAGCCCGUAGGAUUCCCCGUACCAUCAGUCAACACGAGCUACGAAGUGGAGAAGGUGGUAUUGGACGAUUUUCGCCUUGAUGGCGGCAUUCUGAUCGAGGCCAUCCUCCUCUCCCUCGACCCGUACAUGCGCGGCCGCAUGAACGUGAAUCACGACAGCUACAUCGAGGCCUUUGUUCCGGGAAAGCCACUUCAGGGUUUCGGCGUGGCGCGCGUUGUACGCUCCGGACACCACUCCUUCCACGAAGGUCAGAUGGUAACGGGCAUGAUCGAUUUCAGCAAGAUUAGCGUCAUCGAUAAAGAAAACAUUGCCAAAAUCUCGCGCUGUCCUUCCGUCGCACCUCUUGACCCAUCGGCCUGGCUCGGCCCUCUUGGAAUACCAGGCUUCAGCGCAUUUGUUGGCUUGAGGCUUCUCGAUGAGCUUAUGCCGAACUCACCAGAGCCAGGGAAUAAGUUGCUGGUCUCCGGCGCGUCCGGUGGCGUAGGAAUGGUGGCAGGACAGCUAGCAAGACAAAGGGGAUGGCAAGUCGUUGCUGUCACGGGCUCGGACAGGGGUAUAGAAGCACUCCGAGCUGUAGGCACCGAGUACAUCGUGGAUCGACGCACCAACAUUCACGACCAACUGCGUCGUCUGGCUCCGCUUCAGGCCUUUUUCGAUGGGGUCGGCGGAGAAGUACUCGAUGCAUUUCUUGCUGUAGCCGCGCCACACGCGACAAUCAUUGCUUGUGGCAUGUUGUCGCAAUUUGGGGGGAACGGUUUCUCUCACGGGAUACGCAAUCCGUUAGCAUUUGUCACAAAAAGCAUCACGCUUCGCGGGUUCGUGGCUUCGGACUACUUGCACCUCAAGCAGACAUUCCUCGACGAGUUGAUGCCACAGUUGGUCAGCGGCGACCUGCAGUGGCUGCCCAGCUUCGUGCAAGGUUUCGACAAUCUCGAAGAAGCGUUCGUAGACCAAGUGUUGAGGGGUAACAAGGUUGGAAAAGUCAUCGUCAAAGUAUAAGUAAGCCUCCGCUCCGUUGGCAUCCACUCCAGAGUCAAGGAUCUGGAAAUGCUUGAAAUGAACAGCUUCCUCGACCACACACAUACGGACGUGUGUCGCGACAAACCUAUAGGUUACAAUGACAGAGC
This is a messenger RNA of Acaromyces ingoldii, 1167 nucleotides long. RefSeq names its product NAD(P)-binding protein. Gene Ontology annotation, molecular function: oxidoreductase activity, acting on the CH-CH group of donors, NAD or NADP as acceptor. NCBI's taxonomy places the organism in Eukaryota, Fungi, Basidiomycota, Exobasidiomycetes, Exobasidiales, Cryptobasidiaceae. The transcript has 5 exons. The coding region runs from base 11 to 1039 and encodes 342 amino acids. The record is from RefSeq and is a predicted model, not a curated record.